AUGCGUCCAUCAAGCCGACUUCUCUCUACGACCAGCACCAACACUACCACCACCACCGCCACCGUUGCGGCGUCCCGAACUCGCAAACCAGCUGUGUCGCGCAAGGCCGCGGCGCCCCCAUUAUCUCUCGAGCAAUUCAUCCAGCGCCAGCGCGUGCUGACUCUGUGGCGCACGAUCCUGCGCAGCGCGUACCGCAUCCCCAAAGACCUCCGGGGCGAAACGCUGGCCUACGCGCGCGGCGAGUUCGAGCGGAACCGCCAUGUCAGCGACGUCGGCCAGAUCCGCUACCUGAUCAGCACGGGCAAGGCCGAGUUCGACGGCAUGCAGAGGUAUAUCGACGAGCUGGCUGCACGGGCGGGUGGGCCGCAGUGA
Capronia epimyces CBS 606.96 is the source of this 372-nucleotide messenger RNA. RefSeq lists its product as uncharacterized. Lineage: Eukaryota; Fungi; Ascomycota; Eurotiomycetes; Chaetothyriales; Herpotrichiellaceae. The record is from RefSeq and is a predicted model, not a curated record. Bases 1 to 372 code for a protein of 123 amino acids. Gene Ontology annotation, cellular component: mitochondrion. The transcript has a single exon.